ACGGAAUAUACCGAGUUUCAGAGGUUUAACACUACAUUCGUUAUACAUUAUAGCCAAGGCGUCGCCCCGCCCAUUUAAACGCGUACUAGCCGCGUCCGCCCCGCCCCUUUUGAACGCAUAUUAGACGCCGGUGCUGAGGAGACGCGCGCGGAUAGUAACGCCACAGAAGCGCUCAGCUGAGGCGUGGGAACGACACGAUUCACCGAUACUACAGCCGCUUUCACGCUAAAAUGCGACUCUCAGCACAUUAUAAAGCAUAAGCGCUUUAUAUGAUGGAUAUUUAUGCUAUCGGCGGAUGGAUUAAGACGGGAACCUUAACCUAAACAAAUUUAAUGGGGAAAAUUAGAAGAGUCUCAUUAAGAUGACACGCACAGAUCCACCUGACAUAUUAGUAUCAACUGUGUAUCAAGAUGUCAAAGUGAAUUCCCUCUCGACCCACUCCAAAGCCUGUCAUCCCUCAAAACAAUGUGAUUCCCCAUCCAUCAGCAAACUGGAGAACACUCGAAAAAGCAAAAAGAGGCACUGCCGUAGCUUUGACACUGAGUCUAUGGACAAACUCCGAUAUCAUACAAUAGCAAUGGAGUACCCAUACCGAAGGGCUGAAAGGUAUGCGGCCAAUCCAGAGGUUACCUGGAAUGCCUUAGGUCGCCAACAAGGGCAUGGACUCCAUCGGUUUUCUUCCCCAGACAUAUUCAGCUACCGUCUCACCUCCCAGCCAAUGACUGCUGAGAUGCCUGGUGAAAUUGCUGUGACAGAACAAAAGAGGAGGACUAGAUCUAGAAGUGCCUCACGGGUCCAGACCAGCCUAACUCCUGUAUCAUUUGAUGCUUCCCCUCCAGUGGCAAGGAGGGGCCGGGAAGCUCAAAGGGCACAUAAAAACACUCAGCCAAGGCCAGAAGUUUCCCCAAGAAGAGAGUCUUCCUAUGCUGCCACCCGGGCACAUGUGAACGAAGUACACCCCAUCAAACUGCAGCCGCAGAGGAGUGAUACAAGCAGGUAUUCCCCUGUAUAUGUGUCUGAAGGCAUUGAAGAAGGAAGGCCAGAGAAACCUGCUACUAGUCCUCAUGUUCGGUGCCGAGUGGAUAUCAAACCCGAUGAGUCGGCCAUGCAUCAAGGUGGCCGAAAGGCAGCUACACCCCAUAUGGACAUACCUUGGCAGAAGUAUCCUAGCAGUGGCAGUCGGAGUCUGACAGUGCCUCGCCAUUUCUCCGCUUCGAGAACACCAACUCCCACUGAAUCCUUCACGGGAGAGUACAGACAGGCGUACCAGUAUUCACAAAGUAUGCCAAACAGCUACAUGCAGCCUAUGGAGAUCCCUUUACAAAAGGUGGUCUCACCACGGGAACCAAGGGAACACUAUGGACGGGAAAGAAGGGCUCAUUCAAGCCCCAGCGUGCCAACUAAAUUCUUCUAUGCAGAGGAUUUGGGGAAGUAUGGAUCUUCAGCUCCAUCAAGGGCUUAUUAUCAAGAUGACAGAUACAGCAUUCCAAGCCAACCUUACUCACCUAAAGUACAGUAUGUACAAGAUCCAAGGACUCACAUGGUUCAUACUGUACCUGCACGGCCAUAUUUCUCAGAAAUCGACCACUACCAUUACCCUGGACAGCCUGCGUACCCUAAAGCCUAUGCUGCAAGUGAGCCAGGGGCGUAUAUAAUACAGACACCUCCAGCAAGGACUUUCUAUGGUGAUGACCCAAGGACAUAUCAAAUUCAAACAGCCCCUCCUCGGAUCUUCUACAUGGCUGACCCCUACACGCCACCAAUGGAGCAUCAUAUUCCUGCAAGGGCAUAUUACACAGAGGGAAGACGACAUGCCCGUGUGGUGCAGCCGCAAUCAGAGGACUGGUAUGGUUCAGAGGUAUCUGGCUACUCUAGCCAUUACCCUUCCUCAUAUGUCUCGCAGGUUACUCCCACAAAAGUUAGACAAGAUCCAAAGCUCACAACUUGGUAUGCCAACCCAUGCAUGGAGCCAGUAAGAACCGUAACAGACCCAAGACCAUACUCUAGAUCUUGGGAUAACAUCCUCGAUACCCACGUAGAGCGGGAACAGCCUGUACCUCGAGGGAAAAGUGAUGAGAAUCUUCUUUGUCAGGGGAUACAAACUUCAAGUGAAAGACCAAAACCUGUGGUUGUCAACCUUUCCAGCUCACCCAGGCGUUAUGCUGCACUGUCCUUAUCUGAAAACUCUUUGAUUGACAAAAGUCCAACUGAGGCCAGGAGCUCUUCAAGUAAGCUGUGGUUUGUCACACCUGAAAUAACCAUCACAGACAAUGAUAUCAGACCAAGCAAUCUUAGUAAAUCAGAACCACGCUCUGCAAGUUGGGAUGUGCUGGAUUCAAAAAGUGUUCCAAAUCAAGAAGCCCCUCAACGUGAAGCAAAAUCCAGAGAAUCUACCAAAGAGAAAGCACAUGGCAGCACAUCCCUACAGCAAAGUUUAGAGCAGCUUGAUGAGCUUCUAGCUGACCUUGUCGUCGAUUACAAGCCUCCAACCAGGACCAGUGAGGACCUGCUUGAUCAACUGAAAAAGCUCAUUGAUGAAGAAGAAGCAGUAUCUUCAGCAAGAAAAGAUUCAACGGCAGGAUCUGAAAGUGGCAUGCCCCUUGACAAACAACCCACUUCGAUAAAAAUAGAUCCUGACACACUAAGAGACACUGAUGGGAGUUGUGACGGGCUGAGAAGUGCAGAAGAGUGCUCCCCUGACCAGAGUCCAGAUGAGGACGACACGAUGAUGUGUUCAAACAAUAAAUGCCGUCGGACUGAGACCUUGUUUAAUGCCUGCCUCUACUUUAAAUCCUGCCACAGCUGCUAUACUUACUACUGCUCUCGCAACUGUCGCCGCGAAGACUGGGAUGUCCACAAGGAGAGCUGCCUCUAUGGGAGAAUCGGUAGUGUGUGUCGCCACGUUAUUAAGCACUGUCGAGAAACCGCAGAGGUCCACAAAGCUUUCUCCCGUAUAGCCAAAGUGGGAUACCUGUCUCGGGGCAGGGGUGUCCUGUUUUUGGGAUUUCCAAAUCCAGCUUCAUCCACAAAUUUCCUUCAGUUUGGACUAGAAAGUCUGCUCAUGUCACCAACAUACUUAUCACUCCGUGAGCUGGAGAGCUUCAAAGAUAACCUUGGGGAAUAUUGCAAGGAGCUCCAAGAGGCGGGAAAGGAAUAUGACCCUAAUGAAUGUUUCCUUUUGAAUGUAUCCAUCGCUGUUGGUGAUCAAGUGCCUGACGGACCAUCGCCAAGGGUCCAAGCCCCAACCGUCAGGAAAUUUGCCAAGAUUGCUCUUGCCUCCUACAGCCCAGAAAAGAAGGUCCAUCGGAAGGAAAGUGACAUGGAGACAUUGAUCCUGACCCCACCACCAGGUAUGGCUGACAUUGAUAAGGAAGGUGAGGAGGGAAGGAAAGCCAGGGAGAUCUGUUUCAUCAACAUUCAGCGAGAGUUGAGGAUACGUGGGGUAUUUCUUCGCCAUGAGUAUCCCAAUGUCUACCAAAAACUCUGUGAGUUUGUUGAGAGCAACAGGAGGUUCACACCCACUACUAUUUACCCUAUUGAUAAAAGGACCGGCAAGCAGUUUAUGUGCAUGAUAAUGGCAGCCUCUGAGCCACGAACUUUGGACUGGGUAGCCAACCCACAUCUCCUAGAUGACAUUAUUUAAAACAAGUGCACCUUUUAUAUAUUAAAGCAUAGAUCUCACUAUAGUAUAUAUCUAAAUAUAUCAAGCUUAUUUGUUAUACAUGUUUGUAGAUAUGUAUUUUGUUAAUGGAAAAAAAAUGUAUUCAUGUCUGCAAGGUCAGUAUUAUUCAAUGUUGGAAUAUUGCCCAUCAGAUGUUGAAUAUGAGUAAUUCACAUUGUUUUUUUUUUCAUUGACUUGGUAUCUAGUCCCAGGUUUUGUUCAUUUAUGCUUCACUGGCAAUUAUUGCCCUCCUGUUUAUUUGUAGCAAUUCUCUUUUGAUAUUCUUUUAUUGUUCAUGAAAAGAGAGAGAAAAAAACAAUCUUCUAUUUAUUUUAGCAAACUACAGAAUUAUGUACUUAUUUACUUCAGAGCUGAAUAUUUUUUCCUAUGCAAAAAAUGCCAACAUUGUCCCGCAAAAAUGUUGAAAAUGUUUUGGCUAAAGAAAUAUGGUACUAUAUUUCUUUUUAUCUCAAAAAAAAAAAAAAAUAAUAAUAAUAAUAAUGUGUAUUUUUAUUGAUACGUUUAAUACAGGCAUAUAUUAUAUUAUAUGAUAUUAUAUUAUAUAUUAUAUUAUAUGAUAUUAUAUUAUUAACAUACUGUUAGUGAUUUUGUGAUUCACAAACUUAAAGAGGAACUUAAUAAUGCAGAGUAGAAUCACAGUACACACGAAGGGCUGUGGAUUAUCCAUGGUCUACUAAAUGUACUUUGAGGAAUGGCUUUAAUUAAAAAGAGAGCUGCUUAGAAUUAAGCAACACCUAGAAUUUUGUGCUCCAACCUGGUAAACUCAUUUUCGUAAAUGGUUUGUUAUUUAGCUUUCAAUUUAAUGAAGUAAUUGGUGCUUUUUAUGUAUGGUUAGUAGAAUUACUUGAGCAAUAAUGAACUUGAAGACAAAACCUGGAAAAUAUUGGUAUCAGUGAUGUGCUGCACAUUAGGUGUUAGCCGGUACUGUUCCAUCAGAAACACUGUGAAUUGAGUUAUCUCUUGUAUGCGUGUCCCUGAUAGAGUUUCCUUGUGAUCACCUAUUAGACUUGGAAAUAUUUUAGUAGUUGUUAAGAUUGAGAGAUCUGAAGAGAUGCAACUGUAGGUUCGUCUCUAGAAAAAUGAAAUCAGAGUUGCUGUAUGGUAUACUGGUUUUUAAGCUUGGAAAAAUAUUAUCUUUUUUUUGUGGUUUUGUUUUCACUUUACUGGUUUUGCAUUUAGAUUUUACAUUCAACAAUGCAAAUGCAACAUGUGGUAGCAAAACACCACUGAUUCUUGAGCUACUGCACAAAAUGGCCCACAUUUUUUAUUUGUCAUUAGUUUAUUUUUACGUAGGCUUGUUAAUAGCUAGCAACACCAGAAAAACAUUUAAUAGAUACAUGCAAAAACAAAAACAACACUCAGAUGUCAAGCAUUUCUGUCAACAGAUGGAACAAACCAUCCUGUAUUAUCAAUUAAUUUUUUUACAGUGUAAUGCUAGAUUUGUCAUAUAAAAAGUAUUUGACCUAACAGUACACAUUUUAACCUGUCGGUGUUGACAUAAGGAAAAAUACAUUUUGAGCAGCAGAUCUUAAAGGAAUACCUCUGAAAAUAAUCAAAUCCAAAGUAAUUAAUUUUUUUCCAGUUGUGUAGCCUGUUUUGUCCCAGUACUCAAGAAUUAGUGAGCUGAUAGCUGUAAAAUUUUGUCACAAACUUGCAGUUUGCUCCUAUUUCACCACUAAGUCCGAAGCAGGUUUUUUCUCCUUGAAUUUCCUAGUUAUACUUUGCUCGACAAAUCUGUUCACUGCUUUACUUGAUGAAUUCAUAGCACAACCCUGUCUGAACUCAUAUAGCACAUGUUCCAGGUGAUUUUGCCCAGCAGAGUGUAAAUAUACAGUGGUAAACAGAAAGAAAGGAUUGCAUGUGAUUCUAUUUUUUCAAUCUCAUUACAUUAAUAUAGCCUAAUUAACCUGCCUGAAUAUUUGAUAUUUGAAAAUAUGCUGUAUAUGAGGGAUAAAGUAUAUAGUAAAAUAUAUAAAUAUAUAUAGUAGGAGUGAUAUUUUUCAAGAUCAAUGUGUCAAUCAUUGCUGUUAUGCUGAAAACAGACAAAGACACGGUCUCACAGAAAACAAAAAAACUCAAGCUUGAAUAAAAGAAAAGAUGUGUCUUUGAAA
Messenger RNA from Megalobrama amblycephala (Wuchang bream), 5793 nucleotides. RefSeq names its product apical junction component 1 homolog (gene ajm1). Gene Ontology annotation, cellular component: plasma membrane; apical junction complex. Gene Ontology annotation, biological process: cell-cell junction organization. The coding region runs from base 362 to 3643 and encodes 1093 amino acids. The record is from RefSeq and is a predicted model, not a curated record. The transcript has 2 exons. NCBI's taxonomy places the organism in Eukaryota, Metazoa, Chordata, Actinopteri, Cypriniformes, Xenocyprididae.